UAACGUCUUUCGACUGGGCUAGACUUCGCGCAAUACUCCACUUGGCCAUCGCUGGUCUACCUGCUCUCAUAACACAAUAAUGUCUUGAAUUGGUUAUUGUUUUUUUUUUUGGUUAUUUAAAUUUAUUCUCUUUUCAAUAAAAUACUCUUUUCUCAAAAGAUGGCGAACUUUUUUGGAAAACUGAUGUUAAAGUUUUUCAAAUACGCACCCAGUUAUGUGGUGUGUCUGUGCUUCCUGCCCUGUGGCUUUAUCUUUGGUUAUACCAUUUGUUCUUUGGUGGCCGAACGCAAUCUCAAUGCCUCGCUAAAUGAUUACGGACCUCUGAUCCUGGGUGCCUGCUGGUCUGUGGUCACUGCCUUGACCAUGCUGGCUCUUAAGUUUCUAAAGCGAUGCAUUGUCUAUUGGCAACCGUGGAUGCUUUUAGUGACCGGAGUAUUGAAUUUAGUGGCCAGUUGCUUUUACUUUGCCGAUGGUUUUGAUCAUGUGGGCGCCUAUAUAUCAUAUAUUGCCCAUAGUAUGACCUUUAUCGCUGGAUAUAGUUUUCUGCAUACCAUAAGCUCCAAGGAGACCCGCUCUCUGAUGAUCUCCGGCUGCUGUAGCUGCUAUUUGAUGGGCAUUGCAUCGGCCGUGAGUUUGAUAGGAACGGCAUACAGUAAAAAUCUAGAAAAGUAUACGGGACAAACGGCUACCACGGAGCAAUUGAUUGAUGGAAUCUAUGUGAAUUUUGCGGCCACAUAUCUGUGCAUUGCCGCUGCCAUGCUUGCCAUCCUGAUUGGUCUGAAAGUACUCACUUUCAUCGGCACUGUGGAUACGGUUAAUAGUCUGGACAACGAUUUGCGAAUAGCCAACACAAAUGGCAGCAUCUUUGAGCCACGAAAGGAAGUGAUCAAACGACUUGAGUUCUUCUAUGUGACCAAGAAUCAGCAGUGGAAUGUAACGCUUCUUCUGCUCUUUAUAGAUGCCAUUCAGUAUGCUUUAUUCAUAUAUUUUGUCUACUGGUUCACCCUGAAUCCCGCCAUGAGAUUAACCGAUCUGGCAAGCAUCGAUGCCAUGUUCUGGGUGGUUUUCGCAGGUAGUGUUUUAGCCUUGAUUUGCCUGUGCUUCUAUUCGGUUAAAGUUCACUUUGUGACCACUCAAUUGUUGUUAAUUUUUCUAACGCUCCUUGGGAUGGCCAUUUGUAGCACCACCGAUGAUGGUAAAUGGACAUUCUGGCUGCUUCUAUUACUAUUUGGCUUAUCAUACUCCAGUUUACAAGUUGCUUUGCUUGAGGUUACCCAUCUACGGUUAACCGAGUGCAUCAUUUGCAUCUCCUAUGUAUUGAAAUUAGUAAGCACCAGCAUUGUCUAUUACUAUUUUGUGGCCGAUGCGAAGAAUUCGUAUUUCUAUGCCACGGACAAGAGCACACUGAUGGCACAGGGAUUCGUCUUCAUGAUUAUAACUUCAUUGUUGGCCCUAGUUGUGGGCAUGAAGGUGCCGCGUACGCAUCGUGCCCAAUUGCUUGACAUACAGUAUGAGGUCUAUGGCAUUAUAUUCAAGAAGCAUCAAAUCGAGCAACUUAAUGUACGCUGGCUAAACGAUGGCACCAUACCAACCAUCAGUCAAUGAUAUAAUUAAAAAAUUUAGCCAUCAAAUGUAUACAAAUAUAUAUACAAUAUAUAAAUAUGCAAUUAG
Messenger RNA from Drosophila willistoni, 1671 nucleotides. RefSeq lists its product as uncharacterized. The transcript is spliced from 3 exons. The record is from RefSeq and is a predicted model, not a curated record. Lineage: Eukaryota; Metazoa; Arthropoda; Insecta; Diptera; Drosophilidae. The coding region runs from base 160 to 1605 and encodes 481 amino acids.